AUGGCACCAAAAAAGGACAAAACGCAAGGCUCUGGCAAGAAGCCAGGCGCCAAACAACAGGUUGAGGACCGGACUUUUGGAAUGAAAAACAAGAAGGGAGCGCAGGCACAGAGGCAGAUUCAGCAGAUGACCAAGAAUUUGGCCGCUGGUGGUACUGCCGAAGAGAAGAAGAAGGCUGCAGACAGGGCCCAGCGCGAGAAGGAGAAGAAGGCAGCCGAAGAUGCCAAAAGGGAGACAGAGCUUCUACUCAACAAGGCAGCUCAAAUUCAGAGAGUGCCGUUCGGCACGGACCCCAAGACCGUCGUCUGCAUCUUCUUCAAGAAGGGCAACUGUGAAAAGGGAAAGAAGUGCAAGUUCUCCCACGACACUUCAAUCGAGCGCAAGACAGAGAAGAAGAACUUGUACACAGAUGCGCGAGAAGGAGAAGCGGAGGCUGAGAAGAAGAAGGCCGAGACGUCUGCUGAUUGGGACGAAGAUCAACUUCGAAAGGUGGUCCUGUCCAAGAAGGGCAACCAGAGAACGACAACGGAAAAGGUCUGCAAGUACUUUAUCCAAGCCAUUGAGGAUGGAAAGUACGGCUGGUUUUGGACUUGUCCGAAUGGAGGAGACAAGUGCAUCUUCGUAUUGAAAACGAAAGAACAACGUGCGGCUGAGAAGGCGCUUCUGGACAAGUCGCCACUCAAGACUCUCACCCUCGAAGACUUUCUGGAGUCUGAGCGUCACAAGCUCACUGGCACGCUCACGCCGGUCACACCGGAGAGCUUCGCCAAGUGGAAGAAGGAACGGCUGGACAAGAAAGCUGCAGAGGAGCAAGCAAGGAAAGCCAAGGAAACGACUGGUCGUGACUUGUUCGAGAGCGGCAAAUGGCGUGAUGAAGAUGACUCCGACGACGAUGCUGACGACGAUGUCUGGAACCUGGAGAGGAUGCGCAAGGAAACUGAAGCCAUCCAGGCGAAGAAGGAAGAAGACCGGAUGCUGUCUUCAUUCAAUGGAAGCGCGCCGCCGCCCGUUGAUCCUUCACUCGAGGCCGAGGCACCGGCAGAAGACGCUGGCAAAGAGGCUUCAGGUGAGGCGUCGGCAUCUGCAUCUGCAUCAUGA
This is a messenger RNA of Emericellopsis cladophorae, 1098 nucleotides long. RefSeq lists its product as uncharacterized. Gene Ontology annotation, biological process: cytoplasmic translation. The coding region runs from base 1 to 1098 and encodes 365 amino acids. The record is from RefSeq and is a predicted model, not a curated record. The transcript is spliced from 2 exons. NCBI's taxonomy places the organism in Eukaryota, Fungi, Ascomycota, Sordariomycetes, Hypocreales, Bionectriaceae. Gene Ontology annotation, cellular component: cytosol. Gene Ontology annotation, molecular function: mRNA binding; metal ion binding.